Molecule: messenger RNA, 5506 nt
Organism: Corythoichthys intestinalis (scribbled pipefish)
Lineage: Eukaryota; Metazoa; Chordata; Actinopteri; Syngnathiformes; Syngnathidae
Gene: celf2
Product: cugbp, Elav-like family member 2
Exons: 13
Coding region: 308-1879 (523 amino acids)
Biological process (GO): mRNA splice site recognition; regulation of alternative mRNA splicing, via spliceosome
Cellular component (GO): nucleus; ribonucleoprotein complex; cytoplasm
Molecular function (GO): mRNA 3'-UTR binding
Source: RefSeq, a predicted model, not a curated record
CAGAGGUCCAAUGUACGGAAUUAUUCGGCUUGUGCGCGUAGUGUAGAUAAGGGGCGGCGGUGGGUCUCGUGGCCGAGCUCCACCCCCGCAACGCUCUGCGCCCCGCCUUCCGAGCGGGCGGACACGCGUGCGCGCGCUCUCAACGGAGCGGACACCGGCGACGAGGAGACGCGCAAAUUGAGAGGAGGAGGAAGACCAGAAUGUGAGGCGCAACCGUGCCGGAUUGUCUUGUCUUCCGCGGGGAGGACGGACGCCUGUCCGCCCGUCAGCCGGCACCCCCCUCCCCUCAUACAAAGAAAAAGCCAGCAUGACUUCCACGUACAAUCUAGACUUCCUUCCUGACAUGAUGGUGGAGAGUCGCCUGCUCAUGCAUGCAGACCGAAUUAACGGCACGGCCGGGAAGAUGAACGGCGCGCUGGAGCAUUCCGACCAGCCCGACCCGGACGCCAUCAAGAUGUUCGUGGGCCAGAUCCCGCGCUCCUGGUCGGAGAAGGAGCUCAAGGAGCUCUUCGAGCCUUACGGCGCCGUCUACCAGAUUAAUAUCCUGAGGGACCGCAGCCAGAACCCGCCACAGAGCAAAGGCUGCUGUUUUGUGACGUUUUACACACGGAAAGCGGCCCUGGAAGCCCAGAACGCACUGCACAAUAUCAAGACCUUAACAGGGAUGCACCACCCCAUUCAGAUGAAGCCCGCGGACAGUGAGAAGUCUAACGCGGUGGAAGACAGGAAGCUGUUCAUCGGCAUGGUGUCCAAGAAGUGCAACGAGAACGACAUCCGGGUCAUGUUCUCGGCGUUCGGCCAGAUCGAGGAGUGUCGGAUCCUGCGGGGCCCCGACGGGCUGAGCAGAGGAUGUGCCUUUGUCACGUUUUCCACCCGAGCUAUGGCACAGAAUGCAAUCAAAGCCAUGCACCAGUCUCAGACGAUGGAGGGAUGCUCGUCCCCCAUCGUGGUGAAGUUCGCCGACACGCAGAAAGACAAAGAGCAGCGGCGUCUGCAGCAGCAGCUGGCCCAGCAAAUGCAGCAGCUCAACAGCGCCACCACCUGGGGGGGCCUGACGGGACUGGGCGGGCUCACGCCGCAGUAUUUAGCGCUGCUCCAACAGGCGACUUCCUCCGGCAACCUGGGCGCCUUCAGCGGGAUCCAGCAGAUGGCGGGUAUGAGCGCGCUACAGUUGCAGAACUUGGCCACUUUGGCGGCGGCGGCGGCGGCGGCGGCCCAAAACUCCGCCGGCCCGUCCACCGCCAACGCCCUGUCGUCCGGCGCCGCCUCCCUGGGAGCGCUGGCCAGCCCAGCAGCGGGCGCCCCCGCCGGUUCCAGCGCGGGCGCCAUGAGCUCGCUGACGUCGCUGGGCACGCUGCAGGGCCUGGCGGGCGCCACAGUGGGACUCGGCAACAUUAACGCGCUAGCAGGUAUGGCGGCGCUCAACGGCGGGCUGGGCGGCGCCGGGCUGGCCAACGGCGCGGCGGCGGCAGCGGCGGCGGCCGGCACGGUGGACGCGCUGACGCAGGCCUACUCAGGGAUUCAGCAGUACGCCGCCGCCGCCCUGCCCACGCUCUACGGCCAGUCGCUGCUCCAGCAGCAGGGCGCCGCCGGAAGCCAGAAGGAAGGUCCCGAGGGCGCCAACCUCUUCAUCUACCACCUGCCGCAGGAGUUCGGGGACCAGGACAUCCUGCAGAUGUUCAUGCCUUUCGGGAACGUCGUCUCCGCCAAAGUCUUCAUCGACAAACAGACCAACCUCAGCAAGUGCUUUGGCUUCGUGAGCUACGACAAUCCGGUGUCGGCGCAGGCGGCCAUCCAGGCCAUGAACGGCUUCCAGAUCGGCAUGAAGCGUCUCAAAGUGCAGCUCAAGCGCUCCAAGAACGACAGCAAACCUUACUGAUGUUAGCCUAGGCUAACCCCGAAGCCGUUUGCGCCGCUAGGGUAAGCCACCACAUCUGCGUUUCAGGCUAACGAGAUGUUUCCGGUCUACGAGCGGCGACCGAAACAAAAACAUUUGACGGAAAAGAAUGAUAUUUAAAAAAGCAGCUCUAUUUUUCUACCGCAUUUUUACCGACCGCCUCCGUAGAAGGGGGGGGGGGAGGGGGGGGGAUCUUUAUUCCUGGUUAUCGGACACGACUUGUAUUUAUUUCAUGUUUCCUGUGGUUUGUUGACAUUUUGUCUCGUGGGUUUUUGUCCCGUCGGCACCUUCUUUUUCUGCUGUCCUCGCAUCCAUCGGAGUUCACGUCCGAUGGAUAGACCGGCGUACGAUUCACGUUAACCUUCCGGGCGUCGUGUCGGCUCCUCCGGCAGGACCGUCAUCUUCGGGCUUGAUUUUCAAAUUGAGGCCAAUUGAAAUCCAUCCAAACGAGACCAUAUUUUAAUUCCAGGAAAAGCGGGCAAAACGUUGGCGAAAUCCAACACGGCGCCAGGGUUACGUGUUGUGCUCAUUUUUGUUGUCCUGUGUGUAACUUUGCUCUUCUUGUGUUUUCUUUCCUUCUUUUAGAACAUCAUCUCCAUGCCUAUCUAGCGUCUCUCGCUGGCGCCCCACCCCCCCCUCAAAACCCCUAAAAAGUCCUCAAAAACUGUAUUUUUGUCACCCCCCCUCGAUUGACGCCUACUGAACUUUUUCUUUGAAUCGUCACGUUUCGUUUUGUAUGCGUGGAAGUAUUGGAUGAGGUAAGAACUGCCAAUCAAUGUGAAAACCACAGGAAAGCUGCAUUCAUUCGUACUUAAAAAGGUCUUCUUUUAUUAGGGGGGGGGGGUCACUUUUUUGUCCGUUUCUUUUUGUUUUCGGGUGACUUUUGCAAAAACCUCCCGGCGGGAAUUGGGGGGCGGCCCGGCUUAAGACUACUUCCGCACAGUUUGGACUCAGAAGCUGUUGUGCAUCCAAACGUUUUUACAUUUUUCAGGCGUGUAAAGUUUUUGAUAAGGAGUUUCUCAUUAAAGUCUAUAUAUAGAACCACUUUUUCUAGAGUAGUUUCGAGGGGAACAAAAACAACAAGAGAACAACAACGAAGAAAAAAAAAAAAAUGCUACCUACUUGUGUGACCUUUUGCUGAACUGACUCCCAGACAGACAAUCCGUGGUUUCAAAUGCACAUGAUGAGAUGAAAUAUAUUUUCUACUCUUUCAAUGUAUAGAGGUACAACCACAAGAAACGCAAACGUCGGUGCUUCUCGUCAGUUUAGUCCUUCAUCACAAGUCCAAGACGCGCGAUAGAUGGUGUUUCAGUGCCGUUGACGGUGAUGGAUCCCGAUCCAUUUGAACUGGGAGGGGCGAUUUUUUAUUUAUUUUUUUCUUUCCCCGGCCGCCUGCCGUAAGCGGUCGCACGGUACGCCAAAGCCCAUUUUUAAAGCGAGUCCGGUUCAAUGGCGUCCGAUCCGUUCGAAACGGGAGGGUCGGUCCGUCGGACAUUCGGCCGACCCCGGCGCCCGGAACGACUCGGACGCCCGCCCGCUUUGGAGCUCAUUUCCGAGUGAUUUCAUUCAGCGCCGUCGGAUGUCCGUCACCGUCAAGGGCGCCAAAAGCGGUUUCCCUUCGGGUUCCUUUUGUUAAAGAGAAGACUUUUUUAAAAAAAAAAAAUGAAUGAAGAAAGAAAAAUGAGUUUACUUGAACAAUAGACGAAGCCUUUCUUCGUGUUUUCUUGUCGUUUCCGAGGAGCUUCACUGUCGUCCUCGAAUUAGCUCGAUUCAAAUCUAUAUCGGUGGAGAGAAAUAAUCUAUAUCUUGUCAGGGUUUGAUUUGUCUACGUGGUGGCGACCAAAUAUUUAGACGUGCGUUGCGUUGUGUUUUUGUCUUAUAACCGAAAUAUGAAAAGUGGAGUGCCAAAUUGGGAAGACGCCGCCGCUUCCUGCCGAGCACGCGCGUGCAUCCGUCCGUCGUCUUCUACUUCUUCUUUCCCGACAUGCGUAUUUUAUUCUGUGUAUUUUUUUAUGGCUCAUAUUUAAAAAAGAAAAAAAAAGCAGUUUGUUCACUUGUGGUCUUGUUGCCUGAGAAAUAUGUCACGUUUGCUUUUUUCUUUGCCUCUUUUUUUCUCUCUUUGUAAAAAUGUACAAAAAAAAGUGCCCAUGUGUCAUAUAUAUAUAAAUAUAAAUCUAUAUAUAUCUCUAGACAUGUGCACACGCACGCACUUGUGCAAGACCUCACUUUGUUGUUGUUAUUGUUGUUGUUCUUGUUAGUGUUGUUGUCGUGCGCCAGAGCCCCCCUCUGGCGUGAACGCUCCCCCGCGGGGAACCCACACGCACUUAGUAAACACACACGUUUCAGUGCCGUCGACGGCGAUAGGCAGACGUCCCGACCGUCGACGGCGAGCCUUAGCGCAGCGCCGGCGUCGUCGUCUUUUGUACACAAGCUCACCACUCGCCUUAAGCGCGGAGCCGUUUUGCGGUCCGAAGACUUCACGGAUGGAAAGCACUUUUAUCUACACGCCAAAUCAUCGCCAAAGUUUUUCUUGGUUUUAUGUUUCAGGUAAAAAUCUGAAGAUGGAUCUUAUUAUUUUGAGUGUUUAAACAUCAUUUAAAAAAAUGGCUUCUGAUAUUUGGAUGAUGAUCAACGUCAUGAUCAGAAAUAUCCGGCUUUUAGAAAUGGACAUUUUUGUUGACUGGCAUUCAUCAUCAUACAGAUAUCAUUUAGUUCACAUAAAAUGACACACAACUACUUGACUAAAAAUGAAUCCAAAUUAAUUUGAAUGUUUAGUUUUCCCAGUCAGAUGGACCCAUCAUUUAUUUGAAAACGAAAAUCAUUCUGAAUGGCUGAUGCACAACUUGAACUCGAAUUGUUUUCAACGUCAUCAAGAUUGGGUCGAAUGCACACGCUUAUUUAACGGUAUGAUUUGAAGAAGCGGCCGUGCGAUUGGCCGACAAACGGGAAGUAAAACCAGGCGUUCAAGCACAAGGGGUGGGGUGGGGGGUGGGGGGUCUUAUUGGGAGGUGGGUCGGGUUCACCGGAGGGUUCGGGGCUCUGGCGCUGCUUGUAACUUUGGAUCUUGUCACAUCUCUGUUUGCCUUCCUUAAUUCAAAACUUGGUUAAGAAUAUGUUAUUUAUCAAGAGAAAAGGAAAAGGAAAAAAAAUGGCGAGCUUGUGAUUUCUUUGCAUUUUGACUCGUGUCCGCUGUUUUGGAGCAUAUACGAAAUGUUUGUGUGUUUUUUGCCAAAUGACGCUUGUUCUCGUGUUCUUUCUUUGUUUUGUUUUUGAGUUAUCUCCAAAACUAAAAGAGUAAAAAAAAAAGUUCUGUAUCUUGGGUGUGAUUUUUCCAGCGAAGCCAAAAAGGGUUUGUCGGCAGACGAGCGCCAGCUCUUUCUACAACUGAUUGUACUUAUGCAUCGUUUUGUACCAGCGCCACUUUUUAUACUGGAGAUUAAACCACAAAAUUGGAGAGAAAGAAAAGCGCUGCCGUCUGUGUGGCCCCACACCGUCGACCUUUGACUUUUCAGCAUUUUUUUUCUUUGACAGCGCAGCCGUUCGCUCACCAAACCAGUGGAUUUUUGUGUGUAUUAGUUUCACCCAUAUUAAAAACAAGAGUGUGGUUGC